CCCGGAAUUGGAUGUGUAUCAAAAUGGUAGAACAAAUUACAACGGCAGCCGAAUCGCCAUUCUUGAUGAUAUGGGUAGGUUCCGUUCCAGCGACAGGUUAAGGUUCAAUGUCAGUGAUUUGGGUUUCGGGAUAAAGAGAAGAAUGACCCUGGAUUAUGAUGGGAAUUUCAGAGUAUACAGCUUGAUCAAUUCGACCAGAUUAUGGGAAACAAAAUGGCAAGCUUUAGAUCCAUGUAGCGUUCAUGGAUUGUGUGGGAAAAAUGGAAUUUGCAUUUACUCCCCACAGGCUAAAUGUUGGAGUCCUCCUGGAUACGUGGUUAGUGAUCCAACUGAUUGGAACCAGGGCUGCAAACCCACAUUCAAUGUGAGCCUGUUUGUUACUCAGCCGGUGAAAUUUGUGGAGAUACCCGCAGAAGAGUACUAUGGUUUUGACCGCAAUUAUUCUGAAUCCAGUUCUUUUGAAGCUUGCAGGGAAAUUUGCCUAGAGAGUGCCAAAUGCUUAGCUUUCACCUACAAGAUUGAAGAUGGUGGAAAAUGCUAUGCGAAGAGUGCACUUUUCAAUGGCUAUAGACGUUCUGAUUUCAAUGGGACCUUGUACCUCAAAGUGCCUAAAAGUCUGUCAAUUCCCUCGGAAAUGAUGGUUGAUCGUGGCUCCAGGGCAAUAUGCAGCAGCUCCAAAGCAAUUGAAACAGUUGUGGGUUCUUUCACAUCUAUAUACGGUGAUAAAAAAAUGGUGUUCCGGCUUCGGUUGAGGCAGGAGGAACUGGUGGUGGCAGGCGGCGGCGCCACUAUGAUCACAUAUCUUGAGGCCCGCCCAACUUUGCGGCUUCCGCCGUCGCACUCAAUUCACCCGUUCGAAUCAACUGAAACUGUUGACGUGCCAAAGCUUCUAAAGAAGUCCAUUGAUGGGCUUCAUUGA
Oldenlandia corymbosa var. corymbosa is the source of this 919-nucleotide messenger RNA. The record is from the annotation of a GenBank genome assembly. Lineage: Eukaryota; Viridiplantae; Streptophyta; Magnoliopsida; Gentianales; Rubiaceae.